AUGCGGUUCAAGACGGAGUUGAAAAACAUCCGCACCUUCUCGAAGUUCACCGCCGCUCUAUCUUCACUAGAGAAGAUCGCCUGGGUACGACUCGACGAUGAAACGGCGCGCUUCACCGUAAUUCCCGACACCGGGUCACAGGUCUGGUCCGUCAUUCCCAUGGACUUCAUCUUCGACGGCUAUCACAUCCAGUCCGCAGAGAAGGACAACACCAUCAACCUGGAACUCCCUCUCGCCCUCCUCCAGCGCGCCCUGCGCUCCGCCUCCAACAGCACGUCCGCCUCCCUCCGUCUGACUAAGAAGGACGGGGUCCCCGUGCUGUCGAUGACCAUCACCACGACCACGAGCACCUCGGGCGCCGGCGGCCGCAACGCAGCCUACGCGGGUCUCGAGAACGACCCCUUUGACGACGACGAGGGCUUCAUGCCGGAGAACCUGACCUCGCUCCGCCACGAGCGGGAGAAGAUCAUCACGCAGAACAUUCCCGUGCGCGUGCUGCAUCCGGAGACCGUCGAGACGAUCAUGCAGCCCACCGUCCGCGAGACAGAUGUUCACAUCAUGCUGCCGCCUCUGCUCCAGCUCAAGGCCAUCUCGGACAGGUUCACCAAGCUGGCCAUGGCGUCGGGCAGUUCUCGCACGGGUCCAAAGCUCGAGUUGAGUGCCAACAUGUUUGGCAGCUUGAAGCUCCGCAUCGCGACCGAGAGCGUCAACGUGUCGACCACCUGGAGCGGACUGCAAAAUCCCGAACUGGACCAGUCGCAGUUUGACAUGCCUCUUGAGGAACAUCCCAGCGUAGCAUUUACAGCGGGUGGUGAGAAUAAGUGGGCGACUGUGAGAGUGGAUGGGAAGGAUUGGAGCAAAGUGUUGAGUGUGGGGAGGCUCGAAGGGAGAGUCGUCGCUGCUUUUGUGGACGAUCAUGCCUUGAUUCUUCAUGUUUACGUGCCUCAAUACGAAGAUGCGCAAGCAGAGGAGGCAAUCCUGACGUAUUAUGUCGGAUCUUUCAGUCAGUAA
Colletotrichum karsti is the source of this 1011-nucleotide messenger RNA. Its product is annotated as Hus1-like protein. Gene Ontology annotation, biological process: nucleotide-excision repair; meiotic DNA integrity checkpoint signaling; mitotic intra-S DNA damage checkpoint signaling. The record is from RefSeq and is a predicted model, not a curated record. NCBI's taxonomy places the organism in Eukaryota, Fungi, Ascomycota, Sordariomycetes, Glomerellales, Glomerellaceae. The transcript is spliced from 4 exons. Gene Ontology annotation, cellular component: site of double-strand break; nucleolus; checkpoint clamp complex. The coding region runs from base 1 to 1011 and encodes 336 amino acids.